Bombus huntii is the source of this 4304-nucleotide messenger RNA. RefSeq lists its product as uncharacterized. The transcript is spliced from 4 exons. The record is from RefSeq and is a predicted model, not a curated record. NCBI's taxonomy places the organism in Eukaryota, Metazoa, Arthropoda, Insecta, Hymenoptera, Apidae. Bases 468 to 3062 code for a protein of 864 amino acids.
AGUACGAUUUUCAUUAUUGGAAAUAUCUCUUUGAAUUUUCCUAUUCAUUCGAUAACUGUUUUCUUUUCUUCAAAUAAAUUUAUGAUACAUUAUAAAAAGUAGUGAAAGUAAUGUAGUAGCGCCAUAAAGACAAUUAAAAACAUCUGUAACUUAGUUACUUGAAGUUGACGAUUAAAUUACUUUGAUGUGUUAGAUGUGUGGCAGACGACAGAGAACUUUGCAAUCUGUCAUUUCGAAGCUAAUCGCAACGAUAUUUUAUUAAACAUUAGUUGUUUCAUAAAAACGACUCUUAUCACAUAGUUUGCCAUAGUAGUUGACUAUGUUAUAGGAAAAUAAAUUACGUUGGAACGUGUACAAACUAUCCAUAUUUCUGUUCGAAUUAAACGACAGGGUUAUGAGGCUCCAAUUUCGAAGUCUCGCUAUUCAUAAAUAUUUUUUCAGUGUUUUUAAUAUAAUUUGUACAUUACAUGAUGGCUGAAAAAUGUAAGGAAUGUGGGUGCAAAUGUGUGAGCUGCGAUCAAAAUGAUCAGCAACAUGGAGAAAUGCACUUACAUGUAGAAAUAGAAAAUUUGCGCCAACGUUUAGUGGAAAAAGAUAAUCACAUUGUAACAAUGGAGACACAAUUCCUAAACGAAGCUGAUAAGUUUCCAAAUGGAGAACUAGCUUCCAUGAAGGAGGAACUUUUAAUUUGGCAAGAGAAGUAUUCAAGAUUACACGAAGCUCACAAACGUGUUCAGAAAGUAAAUCAAAAUCUUGAGGAUAAAUUAUUAAGGAUUGUAGAUAAAUGUGAAACAGAGAAAAGUGCAUUUACUAAGGAUAUUGCAACUUUAUCUCAUAGAUUAGCCGAUGCAAAUUACACAAUACAUCGUCUAACCCAAGAUAAUGAAAAAUAUCGGAAUGAUGUAAAUUUGGCAAUACAACUUCUUCAGUGUAAACCUUCUAAUUUUGUCGGACAAAAAUAUGAUUCUCUGCCCUCCGAGGUACAAGCCAAAGUUAGGACAUAUAUUGCACAAAAGAAACAUUCCAAUGAUACUGCACCUGCUGACAUGAAAAGUAUUACAGUACCGAUUUCAACGUUUCCCCCAACAGCAAUGGUAUAUAAUGUAACUAAGCCUGUAGUUGAAAACAAUAGCGAUGAUGAUACAGAUGAAUCCAAGCCACCAGUGGAUGUCGUCUCUGCAGCAAUAAUGGCAAAAGUUUUAGAAGAUCGAGAGAAAGAGAGAGUAUUUGGCAAACAUUGUGACACAUGUACUUGUCACAGAAGUAUUUUAAUGGUUGAUGCUGAAACACAAACUAAUAUGCCAAAUGUUUUUUCUUGUAAUGAAUGUACAAUGAACUAUGCACAAAAUAUAGAGGAACACUCUGAUAAUUUGAAAAAUAUCGACAAAAGUUGCCAAAACAAAGGCAGUCAAAACUCUUUGGUGCAUGUAGUUUACCACGAAGGAAAUGAAAGCGUUAGCAGUAAAGUACACUAUCAGAACAAUUGUACAAAGAUUAGUAAUCACCAACAGCUAUCCACAAGAGACAAAUUUUUAAGUAGGAAUGCUAAAAUUAUAGACGGUUUAAAGGAAGAUGGUCGUGUAAAUGUUAAUAUGAAAGUUAAUUUUAAUAAGAAAAAUUCAAUACGCCGUAGCGAUCCGCAACACCAAAGUGUAUUUCAAAAUCAGAACGAGAACACGAUUAAACAGAUGAUAACUCACAAAACAGGCGAUACAUGCGUUAAUGGUAAAAUAAAUAUCGAUAAAGGAAAGCAAACGAAACUGAAUAAAAAGUGUGAGUUACAAAUCGAUGGCAAAUUCAGUUCGUAUUCUUGGAAUAAAUUAGACAAGGAAUCUUCUAAUUGUAGUCACAUAGUUCCUGAAAAUUAUAAAAACUACUUUGAUAGAAAAGAACCGAGUCAGGUUGAUAUUAUUAAUGAUAGAUUAUGGAAAAACGAGUGGACGAAAUUAAAGUCACAGAAUAAAACGAAAGAAAGUAAGGACAAAGUUAACAGUGACAUGGAGAUCGAUAUAAUUAACGACAGGAUCUGGAAAAAUGAUAGAUCAGCUCAAGAAACUCAUCAUCCGACGCAAUUAACUUUAAUAGAAGUCAAGAAUAUUGAUAGCGUUACACAACAGAAUGAUUCUGGACAAGUGGAAGUAGCCACCAGCCCAAGUUUUAGUAGCGAUAGUAUUGUAAUUUCAACUUCCGAUCCUUCCAGUAGCUCUAGUGAUGUCGCUCAAUUAACUGGACUGCGUUUGCAUAAUGUUAGUAAUUUGAAAUCUAAUACUCAGAACAGAAUAACUGGUCCAAGGAAUUGUCUCGUAAGGGUAACACCUGGAUCGAAGAAUAUUCUCUUAGAUAAUGCUGGACAUUAUAAAACUGUAUUAUACACUAGUGGAAAUAAUAAACCAAAUACCGCUUUAGUUCAUUCGAAGAAAUUGUCUCGGUCUGGAUCUGAAAGAACAAUUUCAACCAGUAGCGAAGAAAGUACUCCUAUGUUGUUGCAUGACAAUAACCAACUGCAAAGAGUAGCUGAAUGGGUUCAAUCCUCGGUUCACAUGGAUAAUUCUGGGUCAAAUUACACGGAGUUAAAGCCUAAUGAAAAUAUAAUGGACAAAAGUCUUUCGUUAACAUAUUUAGACAAGUCACACACGAAGUGCAAAUCGAUCGAAAACAAUCGAGAACUAUACGAGAAUUCACUGGAAAACAAAUGCAAGGAUUUAGUGAUGAACGUCCAAGAGUUUGAAGAAGGAAAUUUAAAUAAUGAUGUAAAUAAUUUUUCAUUGGCUGUAAAUAACUCUCUUAUAGAAAAGGAGAAAGAUUUAAUAUCUUUCGAUGUUCCAAUGGAAGAGGACAAAGUUUUGCCUAAAAUUUCGAAGAAAGCAAAUCCUAUGGAUUUUGAUUACGAAGUAAAGAUCACUAAAGAAAUGGAGGAAACUUAUUUAAAACUUGCAGCGAGUUUAGAUCCUGCCGCGUUAAGCUUAUCGAGCACGGAUAAUGCAGAUUUAACGAUCGAGAAAUAUAGGAAAGAUCAUAAGAGAUUUCAAAGGAGUUACGAUAAGACGGGAUCAAAAGUGUAAAGUAUUCCAGCAAAUAUUUCAAACAAAUUAUUACUAUUUCAGCAGGGAGUUCCUUUAAAGAUAACAGAGCAUUAUUUUUUGUAACUACGUGAAACUAAGGCUGUACCAAGAACAGUAGCUUAGGGUAAAACAUUCUAUAUAGCACUGCAGAUAUAGAAUUAUAUUUAUUUAAUUUGUAUAGGUAACGGUAAUACAGCAAUAUUUCUGUCUAGUGAAUAAAAGUCCAAUUUCAUAAUAUUGCAAUUACGCAACAUUGCUGAACACGCUAUUGUUUAACAGCUAUAUUAGCCAAUUAUUUUGUAGUUAUGUAGGUGUAUAGUUUAGUUCAAACUAGUUAAAAAUCAAAUAGGGUUCUUUUCCUUUUUUUUUUUUUUUUUUCUCCUAAGUAAAUUCGAUAUUGAAAUGCUUUACGAAUGACGAUGCAAUGGAUACUGUCACUUACUUUUUCUCCUUUGAUUCUCUACAGUUUUGUAUAGAUCGAUCGAAAUCGAAAACGUAGCCCGACUAAAUUAGAUGUCUAAACUUUUAUUCUUGUUACUGUGAUUAAAUAUUAUAGGACGAAUUGCGUUCACGUGUAUUCAAACGAGACAAUAUUUAACAAAAAUUCGUUAUCAAAAUGUCGGAACGAUGUAUCCAUAGUGCGGUACAUUAGUGCAUACUACAUACUUCCAAUCAUUAGAGCUACAUGACGCGGAUAUUUCGCGUUGCAAGACGAGGUCCUUUAAAAUUCAUUUGAUACGACAAACACUGUAACGACGGUAGUAUUUCACAGCGUUAAUGCGUAACAUUGUGAUCGUUUUAAUUCCUAUAAAAUGUAUUCGUGAAACGUUUUAUGAACUUCGUUGGGCCGCGUUCACGCAGGAUGGAUUCGUAAAAAUCGCGAGGGAAACGUUUUCGUAAUAAAGGUUCGUUUCGCGCAGAGAUUAUCGUCUGUGUUAAAGAGUAAUUACGGUACCAAAGUUAAGAAGCUACUAUGUUUAGUACUUCUUUAAUAUUUCGCGUAACAUAAUACUUCAUAGUAUCAGUAGAAGUAUCUAUUUUUUGUUGUAUGUAUCGUUGCACGUUUAUUUUAAAUGCCUAAAAUCUCUGCGAGAAGAUAACCAUUACAAUAGUGCAGUCAUAUAAUUAAAGUAAACUGGAUCGUUACACGAUUUCGAUGUUAAUCCAAGCUCGCUGUACUUUGGUCGAAUUACAACCGACCACUUAAAAAAAAAAAAAAAAAAAAGAAAAAAGAGAAGAAAA